Molecule: messenger RNA, 561 nt
Organism: Rhizophagus irregularis DAOM 181602=DAOM 197198
Lineage: Eukaryota; Fungi; Glomeromycota; Glomeromycetes; Glomerales; Glomeraceae
Source: RefSeq, a predicted model, not a curated record
AUGAAGGAAAUUAAGCGUACUUGUCGUCUUUAUCGAAAAAUCGAAGAAAACUCUAAGGAAUUUGUGGAAAUCUAUAAUAGUGAUAAUGAGGAUUUUCAAUCAGAGACUGGAUAUUGCCCAAAACUUGUUCUAAAAUACACUGAAAAUACUCUGAUGAAGGUGGUAGUCCUGAACGGAAAGAAAUUAAUAAAAAGGAAGGUAGCUACUAGCUCAUCUACAGGUAUUUAUGUUUUAUCAAUAGUCGCAUUGAAAAAUGCAGGAGCUAGUGGCUUAGAAACAUCUCAAUCCAAUGAUCCCACUUCUAAGAAUAACACAAAUACAUCAAAGAGAGCAGUAUUAUAUGUUACAAACGAAAUAUCAAAGAGCAAAUCGAUGAACAUAUAUUUCGAACAAAAAGGAAUACAAGAAAAUUUUCCAGAUUUAGAAUGGCUAUUAAUUUAUGAAAGUAAUCAGAUAAAGAAAGUUCAUCAUCGUUCAGCUCUACCAGUCGGUCAUGGGCCAUCCCUUCAUUCAAAUUCUUCAAAAAUUUCUCGUAAAAUUCUAUCAACUUCAUCAUCAUGA